Molecule: messenger RNA, 7339 nt
Organism: Ochotona princeps (American pika)
Lineage: Eukaryota; Metazoa; Chordata; Mammalia; Lagomorpha; Ochotonidae
Product: KIAA1217 ortholog
Exons: 20
Coding region: 861-6086 (1741 amino acids)
Cellular component (GO): cytoplasm
Source: RefSeq, a predicted model, not a curated record
GGAACCUGUUCGGCCAGUUUUGCUGGUAAAAUAGCCAGGGUUUGCUUGGAAGCCAGAAUAGGGAACCCAGAGAGGGAGCAACGGAAGAAGGCUUUUUCAGAGUUUUCUGGUAAUUUUAUCCCAUGGAGGGAGGCACCAAGGCAGCCACUGGGAGGUUUCCUUCCACCAAUUAAGUGCAUUGUUAGACAGGGAGGGGCAGAUGAACAAAUGCCUAUAAUUUUGAUCAUUGUUUCCUGCAAAACACAUCAGGCUUUGAAUGUGAAGCCGUCACCCACUGCUGCUGCUACCUCAGGCCCUGAGUGAGGUUUCUGCUUACAGCAAAGACAGAUGGCCCUGGACAAAAUCCCCGAACUCCCCUUCCCUGCACAGGUGUCCUUCACGAACCAUUUCAGGCAACCGCUGAAGUCUGUGUCUGACAGGUAGCAUUGGGCACCAGGCAGGUGGGGUUAGGGUUUCCAUGGAGAUCCAUGAUGUCAUGCUCCAGAGAGCGUGUCCAGACAGCAGAGCUCACCAGGAGCUACUCCAAAAGUCCCAUAGGCUACCAGUAGCUUGUAUGCAAAUGACGAGAGUUUCACUGGGGAGAGGGGGAAAAAACUGUGAAGGAAAACAGCAGCAGAGCAGCGACAUGGAACAGAACGGAGAGGUUUACCUGAGAGCCAGGAAGGAAGGAAGGAAGGAUGGCCCCCUCCUCAGAAACUUCCAGAAGAUGAAUUAGAUCUGCUGCCUGCCCACCAGGUCGGCCCAUCACCUGUGGCACCAGGUUCCAGACGAGAAGCCCCAAGCUGUCUCACAGCCCUCAGCCUCUCAGCUCAGACCCGGUGGAGCACCUGUCGGAGGCAUCGGGUGACUCCUUGGAAGUCAUGUCUGAGGGCGACGCUCCAAGCCCCUUCUCCCGAGGCAGCCGGACUCGAGCCAGCCUCCCCGUGGUGCGUUCCACCAACCAGACCAAGGAGAGGUCUCUGGGGGUCCUCUAUCUGCAGUACGGAGAUGAAACCAAGCAGCUCAGGAUGCCGAACGAGAUCACCAGCGCGGACACGAUCCGCGCCCUCUUCGUAAGUGCCUUUCCACAGCAGCUCACCAUGAAGAUGUUGGAGUCCCCCAGCGUGGCCAUCUACAUCAGAGAUGAGAGCCGCAACAUCUAUUAUGAGCUGAAUGAUGUCAGGAAUAUUCAGGACCGAUCGCUCCUCAAGGUGUACAACAAAGACCCCGCCCACGCGUUCAAUCACACGCUGAAAGCCAUGAACGGAGACGCCAGGAUGCAGAGAGAAAUCGCUUAUGCCAGAGGAGACGUCGCUGGAUCCCGACCCGGAUCAGCCGCUCAUACUCCCCUCGCCAUCCCGAGCUCUCCACCAUCCACACCUGUGCCCCACUCCAUGCCUCCCUCCCCAUCCAGGAUCCCGUAUGGGGGCUCCCGGCCCAUGGCGAUGCCUGGCAACGCCACCAUCCCCAGGGACAGACUGUCCAGCCUGCCCGUGUCCAGAUCCAUGUCGCCCAGCCCAAGCGCCAUCCUAGAGAGGAGAGACGUCAAGCCCGAUGAGGACAUGGCAGGCAAGAACAUGGCCCUGUACAGGAACGAGGGUUUCUACGCGGACCCCUACCUCUAUCACGAGGGCCGCGUGAGUAUAGCCUCUUCACACGGAGGCUACCCACUGGAUGUCCCCGAUCACACCAUCGCCUACCACCGCACAGCCGUCCGCUCGGCCAGUGCCUACUGCAGCCCCUCCAUGCAAGCCGAGAUGCAUCUGGAGCAGUCGCUGUAUAGGCAGAAGUCCCGGAAAUACCCCGACAGCCAUCUGCCCACACUGGGCUCCAAGACGCCGCCCACCUCCCCGCACCGGGUAGUGGGUGACCUACGCAUGCUGGACCUGCACGGGCACGGUGCCCAUGGGCCCCCACUGGCUUUGCAGCCUGACCGCGCCUCACCCAGCCGCCAGUCCUUCAAGAAAGAACCGGGCACUUUGGUGUACCUUGAAAAGCCACGGAACCUUCCCGGCUUCAUGGACCUCGGGCCACCCCUGGUGGAGAAGCAAGUUUUCGCCUACAGCACGGCUACGAUCCCCAAAGACAGAGAGACCAGAGAGAGGAUGCAAGCUAUGGAGAAGCAGAUUGCCAGCCUCACGGGGCUUGUUCAGUCUGCGCUGUUCAAAGGGGCCAUUCCAAGUAAUAGCAAAGAUGCCUCUAGUGAGAAAAUGGUGAAGACAGCAGCCAGCAGGAGCCACACUGAUGGUGCAGGCACGCCCCAUGUUCCCGGCGGGAAGACCCAGGAGUCCGCCAUGCUGCCUGGCCAGCCUGCACCGCCCGGCACCUCAGCCAUUCAUCUGAGCCUGCUGGAGAUGCGGCGUAGCGUGGCCGAGCUCAGGCUCCAACUCCAGCAGAUGCGACAGCUACAGCUGCAGAACCAGGAGAUGCUUCGGGCCAUGAUGGAAAAGGUGGAGCUGGAAAUCAGCAGCAAAGUCGUGGAGACCAUGAGGCGCCUGGAGGACCCGGUGCAGCGACAGCGCACCCUGGUGGAGCAAGAGAGGCAGAAGUAUCUACGCGAGGAGGAGAGGAUCGGCAAGAAGCUGGGCGAGCUGGAGGAGUUUGUGGAAGACCUGAAGAAGGACUCCACGUGCACAAGCCGUGUGGUCACCCUGAAAGACGUGGAGGACGGGGCCUUCCUCCUGCGACAAGUAGGGGAGGCUGUGGCUACCCUGAAAGGGGAGUUCCCCACCCUGCAGAACAAGAUGCGCGCCGUCCUGCGCAUCGAGGUGGAGGCCGUGCGCUUCCUGAAGGAGGAGCCACACAAGCUGGACGGGCUGUUGAAGCGGGUGCGGAGCCUCACGGACGUGCUGACCAUGCUGCGCAGACACGUCACAGAGGGGCUCCUGAAGGGCGCUGAUGCCUCCCAAGCCGCUCACUACGUGGCCAUGGAAAAGGCCACGGCGGCAGAAGUCCUGAAGAGCCAAGAGGAGGCCCCCAGCCCCAGCAGCGUGAAGCCAGAUGUGGUGCCCCUGAUGGUCCACCAGGCACAGAGCUCACCCGUGCUCCUGCAGCCCUCACAGCACUCGCUGGCCCUGCCCAAUCCUGGCCAGGCAGUGCCUAUACCCGCGGGGACGGCAGCUGCCACGCAGGAAGGAGGCCCCAUGCCACAGUCCCCACAGGCGCCUGUGAGUGGCGCUACCAUGCAAAGCCUGCUCAUGGAGGACCUGCAUGGUGUGGGUGCCAAGAGCAGGGCCAUGUCCAUCGAGAAAGCAGAAAGGAAAUGGGAAGAGAGGAGGCAAAACCUGGACCACUAUGAUGGCAAAGAGUUCGAGAAGCUGCUGGAAGAAGCUCAGGCCAACAUCAUGAAAUCCAUUCCGAACCUGGAGAUGCCACCAGCUCCAGGCCCACCACCCAAGGGAGACGGCACGCUGGACAAGCUGGAACUCUCAGAAGAUUCGCCAAAUUCAGACCAGGACUUGGACAAGCUGGGGGGACGGUCCCCGCCUCCUCCUCCCCCACCCCCGCGGCGAAGCUACCUGCCGGGAUCUGGGCUCACCACCACGAGGUCGGGAGAUGUGGUCUACACCAGCAGGAAGGAGAGUGCCACAGCCAAGGCAAGCAGUGAGGACACUGGACCAAGCGCCCAGCCCAGAGCCACCAAGUGUCCACCAGAGGAGCCCACAUCAGCCUGGACACAGUCCUCACCAGCAGUCACUGCCUCCUCCAAGGAUGAGGAGGAAGAAGAAGAAGGAAACAAAAUCAUGGCUGAGCUGCAGGCUUUCCAGAAGUGUUCCUUUACGGAUGUAAACUCAAACAGUUACGCUGAUCAGCCCCGGGCUGACCCUAGGCCGGGCACCUCAGUCCCAGCCAAGGAGAAAAAGAACUCGGACUUUUCUCGCGAAGAUGCACGGAAAUCUGAGGUUGUCAACGAACCCUGCCCCCAAGUGGCGUCACAAAAGGUUACGCCAGGGGCCCUAAGACCCAGUGACACCCCCAGGUGGGAGAAUAAUGUGUAUGAGGCAUCCAGAACUGCCCAGUACAAAACAGUAAUCUUAGGGCAGGAGGAUUCCCGGCCCAGUGAGACCAGAGACUGUGGGCCUGAGACAAGUCCCAGCUCGUCCAGCAUGAGCUCCCUGGAAGACGAAAGACCCAGUGGGCCACAGCCCCCAGGGCUGCAGCUCCCUGUGCCAGGCAUGGAAUCUCAGAAGCUGAAUUCUGCAGAGAUCGAGGAGAAAGAUCAAGAAAGGGUAGAGCACACGGGGAGGGCUCCCACUGCUUCUCCGGCCCCAGCACUGGAGCCGGGCCAACCGCAGGAUACAGAGGUUCCCCUGACAGGUGUGAGCCAAGUUGUCCUGAGACCCAAGGGGGCCCGGCAUGCAAACGCAACCCCCACUGAGGACGGGGACUCCACCCUGAGCUCCCCUGCUGAGGACAACAUCGCCUUCAUGAUCACCAAGACGGCCGUGCAGGUGUUGUCCAGUGGCGAAGUGCGCGACAUCGUGAGCCGCAAGGGGGAGGAGGUGCAGACAGUAAAUGUGGAUGCAAGAAAGGAGCCGGCGUCGCCGCAGGAUGGGCCGGGGCCCGAGGAGCCCGUCCUGUGCCUGGACAAAAAGCCAGUGAUCAUCAUCUUCGAUGAGCCCAUGGACAUCCGCUCUGCCUAUAAGAGGCUUUCCACCAUUUUUGAGGAAUGUGAUGAGGAGCUGGAGAGAAUGAUGACUGAGGAGAAGAUAGAGGAAGAGGAAGAGGAGGAGGAGAACGGGGACCCUACGGUCCAGAAUAGCAACACUCCAGUGUCUGCCACCAAGGUGGCCUCGGGCAGUGUGGGAACCAGACAAGCAUCCGAGAUCAGACUGCAGCCACUGUCACCUCAGGUGGCAGAGAACAGGAGUCCAGGAAGCCUAGAAAGAAAGAAUUCUGAACUGAGCAAGUUGAGUCCGGGAGACGCCCCACCCUCCGAUGGCAGGUGUGAUACAGCUGAUGAUCAGUUUGAAAGUCCCAAGAAAAAGUUCAAAUUCAAGUUCCCCAAGAAGCAACUGGCUGCUCUCACGCAGGCCAUCCGCACGGGCACCAAGACAGGGAAGAAGACACUGCAGGUGGUAGUGUAUGAGGAGGAGGAGGAGGAGGAUGGCACGCUGAAACAGCACAAGGAGGCCAGGCGCUUCGAGAUCACCAGUUCACAGCCGCCGGAGGAUACCCCCCGGAGCCCGGCCCAUGGCCUCGAGGGCACAUCCCAAGCUUCCAGAACCGAUGAGAUCCGGAAAAACACCUACAAGACCCUGGACAGCCUGGAGCAGACAAUCAAGCAACUGGAAAGCACCAUCAGCGAGAUGAGCCCCAGGGCCCUGGCUGACUCCCGUCCUCCCACCAGGGACUGCAGUGCCAGCUCCCCCCACGGGGCUCCCGAACCCCCUCCCUGCACCCUGCUAGCGAGGGAUGAUGCGCCCACUGCCCCAGAGCCCCCCACGCCUGUACCGCCACCUUCACGUAAGGGCUCUGGCGGGACCCCACCAACCAGCAGGAUGCCGGUGCCCAUGACUUCCAAACACAGACCAGGGAGCCUGGACAAGGCCAGCAAGCCGUCCAAACUGCAGGACCCACGCCAGUACCGCCAGGCUAACGGAAGCGCUAAGAAAGCUGGUGGGGACUUUAAGCCCACCUCCCCUUCCCUACCUGCUUCUAAGAUUCCAGCCCUUUCUCCCAGCUCGGGGAAAAGCAGUUCUGUACCUUCCGCUAGUGGUGACAGCCCUCACCUUCCCCACGCGCCUGCCACUAAACCAACGGUUGCUUCUAACCCUCUCAGCCCCUCCACAGCACGGCCCACUCCCUCUGCCUCCCUCAUCCCUUCUGUCUCUAAUGGCUCCUCCAAGUUCCAGAACCCCACUCACACAGGGAAAGGCCACCACCUCUCCUUCGCACUGCAGACUCCCAACGGCCGGGCCGCCCUGCCCCCCUCCUCCUCCUCCUCCUCCGCCUCCACGCCUCCCUCCCCCGCCUCCCCCACUACCACCCUGAGUCAAGGUGCCAAGGGUGCCAGGACCCUGCACACUCCUGGCCUCGCCAGCUACAAGGCACAGAAUGGAAGUUCCAGCAAGACCACACCCAUCGCGGCCAAGGAAACCUCUUAAAUCCCCUUAGGCUUCAGCUGGAGUUCCCCUUGCAAACAAUUGUUUUGGUUUUGGCUUUUUGGUUUUGUUUUGUUUUUUAACAGUCUAUAACAGUUGUUUCCACAAGAGAAUGUUGUUUGAGACUUACUGCUAAGUCUGUGCUAAAUGCCAGUUUAUGGAUUUCAGUCAAAUUUGUGUUGUACCUUCUUAUUUGCCAUUGUAUUUUCAGAGUGGUCACUGUCCUUACCCAACGCCUAUUACAUGAAGUAAGCAUGUGUUUGCUGCAGGGGUAGGAUGAGAAAGAAGAGUGUGUGUGUGUCUGUGUGUGUGAGAGAGAUUGAGAGAGAGAGAGACAAGAGAGAGACAGAGGGAAAGCUGUCCCAAGCAUGUAAAACAUGUAUGAUUCCAGAAUUUUAGUAUGUUUUGUAUAAAACUAUUUUUCACUACGGAGACUAGAAGUGAUCAGAGAAAUAUACCCAAGGAUGACUAUAAAAAUUGUAAAACAGAUUCUAUAAUAUUUCCUUUUAUUUUAGUGUUAUUUAGCUUUAUUACAGAUUUCUAUUUUUGUCAAAACUUCACAGUUCCUUUCGAGAUCUCUUUUGCCAAAAAACAUUUUGAUACUGGAGCACUGUACAUUUCACAGAAGUGUGAGCUAGAACUCUAAGCCAAUGAACUACUACACGAGGCGAUUUCUCCAACCUAUUGCACUGCCAUGGGAAGUGUGUAGAAUCAUUUGCUAGCCCCAGGCAAGCUGGGUUGGCUUGGCUAGGCUUUCUUCUUGGGCAAUCUGUUCCUUCCUUUUUAUUGCCUUUGCUGCUGCUGUUAGCAUAUUGAGAUUCUUCUCUCAUCAUUUCUUUCGCAGUCUGUGACCUCUUCCUUGGUUUUUUGACAUUGAGCAACACACAUUCACGCAUUGUGGCUUUUAAAAUAUACACUUCUGUAUGGCUCUAUAAACUUGAUCAAUGUCUGUAAAUAUAUAAAUAGGAUGAGACAUCAGAAAUACCCUAUGUAAUUGCACAGUAGAUUUCCCACACCAAAGUUAAUUUGUAUGCAUGCUUUGAAAGGCUCUGUUGCGACGGGCAGAAAUGAGAAUGAUCUGGACUUGGUUUUUUCAGUUUGUUUUUUGUUGUUGUUGUUGUUGUUUUUUUUAAGCAACAAGUUUGCACAAGCUAGAGUGUUUUUGUAAAUAAAUGAAUUUGUAUAACACAGUCAUGUAACAUACCAAGCUGUAAGCAGAGACUCUGCAAAAAGUAAAUAAAAGGGCUGCAUGCUUA